Molecule: messenger RNA, 5388 nt
Organism: Amblyraja radiata (thorny skate)
Lineage: Eukaryota; Metazoa; Chordata; Chondrichthyes; Rajiformes; Rajidae
Gene: nrap
Product: nebulin-related anchoring protein
Exons: 40
Coding region: 158-5152 (1664 amino acids)
Biological process (GO): cardiac muscle thin filament assembly
Cellular component (GO): Z disc
Molecular function (GO): actin filament binding
Source: RefSeq, a predicted model, not a curated record
CGAGGAACGGGGGACGAGGCAGUCCCAGCUGUGAAAUAAAGCAGUUGACUGCCAGCAACAGGUUCGAGCACAGAGGAAGGAUAAAGGUCGGGACACACGAAGCACAACUCAGGGGAAAGGGAAAGCUUUUUCGUUGUCCCAUUAACCCACAAUCAAAAUGAACACAUCAUGCGCCCGCUGUGGAUUCGGGGUUUAUCCCGCAGAGAAGUUAGUUUGCUUGGAUCAGACAUGGCACAAGUCUUGCUUUCAUUGUGAGGUCUGCAAAAUGAUCCUGACAGUAAAUAAUUUUAUCAGCCAUGAGAAGAAGCCUUAUUGCCAUGCGCACAACCCCAAACUGAACAAGUUCACGAGUAUACUUGACACUCCGUUGAACAUGAACGUGAAGAAACAAAGUGAGUCAAGUGAGAUUAAGUAUCGUGAAGAUGCCGAAAAAUACAAAUCAGUUUUUCAGUGGGAUAUAAGAUCGAAGCAACUAGAGCAUGCCUGUACUGUUGGACGACUCGCCAGUAAGGUGCAAUACACUAAAGAAUGGGAUGAAACAAAGGAGUCCUAUCACCUCCCACCAGGCAUUCUCCAAGCCCAGAAAAAUAUGAAUCUUAUCAGUGAGAAUGCUUAUCAGUCUACUUAUGGAGGAGAUAACAGUUGGUAUUCUACUAGUCUUAUGAGCCCAGAGGUUGUACAAGUUGCCCAGAAGCAAAAAGCUAUCAGUGACUUUCAACAUAGGGAUGAGAAGGACAUUGAAGAAAAAUGGAGCCAAGCAGCAGGUGCUGAAUUAGCCAUGAGGAGAGAGAAUUCAGUAAAGUACACCCAGCCUGAGUUUUCUGCAGAUUUUGAGGAUGGUAGGGGGAAAGGAAGUUUCCCUGCAAUGAUCACACCAGCGUACAACAACGCUAAGAGAGCCAACGAUCUUGCAAGUGAUAUAAAAUAUAAGAAAGACUAUACAAUGAUGAAAGGAUCAGCCCAAUACCACACAAUGACAGCUGAUGAGAACUUAACCAUGAAGCGGGCCCAGGAAGUUAACAAGCUUGUUAGUGAGAUAGGGUACAAAAAGGACCUAGACAAAUCGAAAGGUUACAGCAUUAACUACUGCGAAACACCUCAGUUCAAGAAUAUUGCAAAAUUAUCAAAAUUUACAAGCAACCUCAAAUACAAAGAAAACUACCAAAAUCAAGUGAAAGGUCACUACGAAGGUGUCGGCAUGGAUAGGCACACAAUACAUUGUAUGAAAGCUGGAAGUUUGGCAAGUGAUAGAAAGUACAAAGGUGACUUGGAAGGGGACAAAAUGCUUUGUUUUUAUCCAGCUGACGUCACACCCUCCUAUGAAACACUGAAGAAAUUGGUCCCGUUAAAAGAUAUGUACUACAGGCAACAUGUGGAUAAACUAAAAUAUACAUCAGUAACGGACACUCCUGAGUUAGUUCGAGCAAAAAACAAUGCGCAGCAGAUAAGUAAUUUGAAUUAUCGAGCGCAGUAUGAAAAGACCAAAAGCCAGUACACAUUGCCUCUUGAAGUGCCGCAGUUAGUUAAGGCCAAGGCUAAUGCUGAUCUCUAUAGUGAUAUCAAAUACAGGGAGCUCUGGGAAAAGAAUAAGGGUAAAGGGUUUCACGUGAACCUGGAUUCGAUAGCUCUCUUAGCUGCUAAAACCUCUGGGAAUUUGGCAAGUGAUAUAAAAUACAAAGAAGAAUAUGAAAAAAGCAAGGGCAAAGCAAUGAGAAGCAAAGUGUAUGAUUUGAAGACUCUGCAUUCUCUGCGGGUUUCCAAGAUGAGCAGUGAGGUCGAGUAUAAGAAGAACUUUGUCGAGACAAGUGAUAAGUUCCAUCUACCACUGGACAUGUUGAAUCUGAAGCAUGCCAAGAAAGCCCAGGCUUUGGCUAGUGAUUUGGAGUAUAGGAAGAGGCUCCAUGACUACACACUACUGCCUGAAGACAUGAAGCUGAAAUGGGCAAAGAAAGCAUAUGGGCUGCAGUGUGAGAAUAAGUACAGAGCUGAUCUGACCUGGAUGAAAGGAGUGGGAUGGGAGGCGAAUAAAAGUCUGGAUGUGGAGCAGGCGAAGAGAGCUGGGGAUAUUCUGAGUGAGAAAAAAUACCGACAGAGAGUUGAUGCGUUAAAAUUCACAAGUGUGGCAGACACUCCACAGAUUAUUCAUGCCAAGAGGAGCCAAGAUUUGCAAAGUGAACUAAUGUACAAAGCAGCGGGUGAACAGAGUCUUCAUCAAUACAGCAUCUGCAAAGAUGAGCCAUUGUUCAUGCAAGCCAAGGCAAAUGCUCAAUACUUAAGUGAUAAAAUCUACAAGAGUCACUGGGAGGCAGAGAAAAGCAAAAGCUUUGAACUGCGCUUGGAUGCUAUAGCCAUUCUGGAAGCGAAGGCAAAAAGAGAUCUUGCGAGUGAUCUGAAGUACAGGGAGGCAUAUGAGAAAUUAAAGGGCAAGUUGAUUGGAGUGAAGGAGGCAGCAGGCGAUUCUCAGCUGGCCCAUUCUAUCCAAGCCUCCAGGCUGCAGAGCGAUCUGGAGUACAGAAAGCAAGCGGAGGCAACCAAGACCAAUAUCCAUCUCACAAUGGAUAUGAUGGAACUGGUGCAUGCAAAAAGGGCGCAGAGUCUGGCCACUGACAGGGGCUACAAACAUCAAUACCACCAGUACACCAACCUCCCCGGAGAUAUGAAAACCGAAUGGGCUAAAAAAGCAUAUGCUCUUCAAAGUAAUAACCAGUACAAGUCUGACUUGAAUUGGAUGCGAGGUGUUGGAUGGAUAACCAGUGGGUCUUUAAAUGCUGAGCAAGCUAAAAAGGCAGGAGAUCUGUUCAGUGAGAGAAAAUAUCGGCAAUAUCCCAGUGACCUGAAAUUUACAAGCGUUACUGACUCUCCCGAAAUGAUACAAGCCAAGAUUAGCUAUAACCAGGCAGUGGAUAGACUGUACAGAGAAGAUGGAGAAAAUGUAAAACAUCACUACACACUGACAAAGGACCUCCCAGAAAUUCUGCAGGCUAAAACUAAUGCCAUGAACAUCAGUGAGAUUCGCUACAAAGAGGCAUGGAUGAAAUUACAAGAUGGUGGAUAUAAACUACAGUUGGAUGCUAUUCCAUUCCAAGCAGCCAAAGCUUCUCGAGAAAUUAUUAGUGAUAUAAAAUACAGAGAAGCCUUUGAGAAGACAAGAGGUCAGAUGGUUGGAACACAAAAACUGGAGGAUGAUCUGAACAUUUCUCAUUCGGUCCACGCAGGCAGACUCACCAGCGAUCUGAACUACAGGAAAGAUUUUGAGGAGACAAAAAAUGAUUUCCAUCUACCCAUGGAUAUGAUGAACUUUGUCCACGCUAAGAAAGCUCAAGCCUUAGCUAGUGACCAGAACUACAAGAACAUCAUUCAUCAUUACACAACACUACCUAAUGACAUGAAGGUGCUUUGGGCAAAGCGAGCCUAUGAUCUACAGAGUGAGAAUUUGUACAGAUCUGACCUGAAUCUCAUGAGAGGAACGGCUUGGAUUUCAGCCGGGGCGCUGGGGAUUGAAAGGAUGAAGAGGGCGAGUGAACUGAUCAGUGAGAAAAACUAUCGACAACAUCCGCACUCUCUACAUUUUACGCAAGUGACUAAUUCGCCUGAUCUGAUUCAUGCCAAACUCAGUAACAUCAUUGCCAAUGAGCGCUUGUACAGAGCUGCAGGAGAAGAUGCCCGCCAUCAUUACACUGCAACUGUUAGUUCACCGGAAUAUAUUCGGGCAAAGGUUAAUUCAGCAAAUCUCAGUGAGGUGAAAUAUAAACAGUCUUGGUUGAACCAACGAGCUCUAGGAUACAAAUUGACCCUGGAAGCCAUUCCUUUCCAAAGUGCGAAAGCAUCCAGAGAAAUAGCAAGUGAUUAUCAAUACCGGAAUGCUUUUGUCAGGGAGAAAGGAAAACACAUUGGUGCGAGAAGCAUUCUGGAUGACCCCAAGAUGCUACACUGUAUGCAAAUGGGCAAGUUACAGAGCAACAAACUGUACAAGAAAGAAUCACAAGAAAACCAAAGUCGUUUCCACUUAUCGAUGGACAUGGUAAACCUUGUGCAUGCCAGAAAUGCCCAGUCUUUGGCCAGUGGUUUGGGUUACAAGAAGAUGUUCCAUUCAUAUACGAUGCUGCCGAAUGACAUGAAGACACAAUUGGCAAAGAAAGCAUAUAAUCAGCAGAGUGAGAUACAAUAUAAGUCUGAUCUAAGCUUCCUGAGAGGAGCUGCAUGGAUGACACAGGGCUCGCCACAGAUUGAGAUGGUGAAGAAGGCCAGUGAACUUAUCAGUGAGAAAAAGUACAGACAGCAUCCUGAUACCUUGAAGUUUACAAGUGUGACUGAUUCUGCAGACAUCAUCCAUGCUAAGACAAGCUACCUGCAAUGCAGUGAUAGACUGUAUAGAUCUAGAUAUGCGCAGAUGAUGCACAGAUCUACAAUACCACCUGACCAUCCUGAUUUCAAGAGAGCACGAAUCAAUGCCUACAAUAUCAGUGAUAAAGCUUACAAGACAUCUUGGGAACAGUCAAGGGCACUGGGUUACGACCUUAGGCUGGAUGCUAUUCCCUUCCAGACUGCCAAAGCAUCAAGGGAAAUAGCCAGCGAUUACAAAUACAAACGGGCAUUUGUGGAAGAGAGGGGGCAACAGAUCGGGUGCCGCAGUGUUGAUGAUGAUAAAAAAAUGAAGCAUUUACUGGCUGCUAGCAGACUGCAGAGUGCCAAUGAAUACAAGAGAGAGUAUGAGGAAGGUAAAUCCAAGUACCAGCUCCACCUGGACCAGCCUGGUUUUGUACAAGCUAAAAGAAGUCAGGAGCAAGCUAGUAAUAUUAACUACAGGCAGCGCUUGCAUCAAUGGACAUGUGAUGCGGAGCAGCUAAACGUGAAGCAUGCUCGAGAAGCCUACAAACUACAAAGUGAUGUUGCUUACAAAUCUGACCUUAACUGGACCCGUGGGAUUGGUUGGACUCCGCCAGGUUAUCAUAAAGUUGAAAUGGUUAAACUCGCUGCUAACAUGCCCCAUGCAAAAGGCCUGGACACUCUAGAUGCUGCCACUCAGUUGGAACAAUUCACGCAAGCUCAGGCAAACAGGAGUACAGAAGAUUCUCAGCGGACAGAUGUGAUGCCAGAUGCAACUGAGCUACUUCAAGCGAAGAGGUUCAAGAUGAAACUCAAUAAAAAAUAAAAUGCUCACACGACUAAUUGCUGUCCUAGUUUUUAAAUGGCACAUUUUGCCCAACAUUAUAUAUAAGCUACAUUUAAUUUUUAGUCAAAUUUUGCAUACAUAUUUAAUGCACCUUCUGCACUGCAAGGUACUUUUCUUUAAUAAUUUUCUAUUCAUUCAUGGAUUAAACAAUUUUAACAUAAUUUUUAUCUAAUUUUAAAAGUAUGCAUUAAAAAUUAUGAAAGUCUUGAAUUUAA